This is a messenger RNA of Volvox carteri f. nagariensis, 1662 nucleotides long. RefSeq lists its product as uncharacterized. The coding region runs from base 1 to 1662 and encodes 553 amino acids. The record is from RefSeq and is a predicted model, not a curated record. The transcript is spliced from 11 exons. Gene Ontology annotation, molecular function: ATP binding; protein kinase activity. Lineage: Eukaryota; Viridiplantae; Chlorophyta; Chlorophyceae; Chlamydomonadales; Volvocaceae. Gene Ontology annotation, biological process: protein phosphorylation; regulation of cytokinesis; mitotic spindle organization. Gene Ontology annotation, cellular component: spindle pole centrosome; chromosome passenger complex; spindle microtubule.
AUGCACUGUUUCGCGUGUUGCUUCAAGGUCCAAACUGACAAAUGUGUUACAACCCAAGAGAACUCAGUACCACACAAUACUGGCGCCGAUCCUGCUCCAACAGCGUCCUCGACGGGAUUCGUGCUUCCAACACGAAAUACGGUGUCCGUCAAGGCAUGCUUGGGUAUUGAACAUUACUCCUUCAUCAAAGAUGUGGGUACGAACAACUAUCUGGAGGCCAUCACCCCAACGCACGCGUCGGUCAUGGCCGGAAGCAGCUUGGCGCCUCCAUCUUCUCGAAGCGGAACCACUCCCCGGCCGCAAGCGCCAAGCACCAACUGCUCCGGGGCAGAAAGCAACGAUGUGCUCCUCUGCGUGUCAUCAGCUUUGCCAGAGGCCAUGCGGCGACCCCGGUGGACAUCUGAUGAUUAUCUUGUCCUGGACCAAAUACACAAGGGUCAUUCGUCAACUGUCUUCAAGGCGCAGUGCCAGGCGAGUGACAUGAUUGUGGCGGUGAAGGUGUACCGCGUGUCGCAGCUGCCGGAGCUGCAGCGGCUGCACCUGUUCCGGGAGAUCAAGCUGCACGCGAUGCUCGACCACGUGAACAUCAUCGCAUUCUAUGCAGCCUUUAUGGAAGGCGAUAACGUGUUUAUUAUUGAAGAGUUUGCAGACGGUGGUGACCUGCUCGGGCUAUUGUUUAAAUACGGGGGUAAAAUUCCUGAGUCCGCCUUCUUGAAGCUGGUGGCUGUUCCGCUGCUGUCUGCAGUGCAUCACAUGCACAGCAGGGGUAUACUGCACAGAGACAUCAAACCGGAGAACGUGCUGUUCACGGCGGACAGAACUCCGAAGCUGGCGGACCUGGGCUUGGCCAUCGACACGCGCGAGGAGCGACCAAACAGCAACGCAGGAACACUCGACUACAUGGCGCCCGAGGUGCUGUCGUGUCCGCUGAAGCGUUCCCCCGAGGAGAACAAGGACAACCCGUCAGCGCCGGGGUACGGCCCCGAGGCUGAUGCCUGGGCCCUGGGAGCGGUGACCUACGAGAUGUUGGUGGGGCAGCCGCCCUUCAAGGGCUUCACUGAGGAGGACACCACCAACUUCAUCCUCACAGGUCGUGUGUUUGUGUGGGAGCUCCGGUUGCCCAAGAUGUUGUCCGAGCCCGCAAAGGACUUCGUCAAUCGGGCACUUGCACGAAAGCGGUUAGAGCGGCUCAAGGUUUCGGAGAUGCUGGAGCACCCUUGGAUCAAGUCGGCCGAGACGUUGGAAACGGCUCCCGAGCCUUUGGAGCUCGAGGAACCCGGUUUCCUGACCUACCUCUCCGCGGCCGGGGGCGGCGUGAGCGCUCUAGCGCCCAACCUGGGCCCCCUGCCCGACCUGAACGAGGAAGGGGACAGCGAGGUGCUGGAUGAUGACGACGACGAUGAGAUUCUCACGGCAGCCUCGCGGACCGGCGGCCUCUCCUCCAAUAUGGACACAUCCCUUCGCAACGGCAACGCGGCUUUCUCAGCUGUUGCGGGGCUCCUGUAUGACUCCUGCGGCGCCAUGGCUGCUGCGGCUGCUACAAACAAAAGCGGUUCCAGACACGGCGGCAACGCCUACCUGACGAUAGGAGGCGGCAGUGGCUCGCGCCACGUACUGGCGGUGGAGGUCAAGCGAGUAGCAAUAGUAACCCCGGAGCAAUAG